AUGAGCCUCAAUCGCCAGAACGCGCCUCGAGAAGAGGUAUCAGAGGGUGCAACGAAACCUUCUCUGCAAACUCUACAGCUUUCUUCCCCAGCAGCCCCGGUCCAGGACUCCAUUCCCGAACCACCUUCGAUCUUACUUAAAACUAGAAACAAACUUGCUGAGCCGGUCGUUGCUGCAUUCAUGGCCGGUGGUGUAGCCGGGGCCGUCUCCCGAACCAUUGUUUCACCCUUGGAACGGUUGAAAAUCCUACUCCAAAUUCAAAGUGUUGGUCGAGAAGAGUAUAAGCUAUCCAUCUGGCGAGCGCUUGUGAAAAUGGGACGAGAAGAAGGGUGGAGAGGCUUCAUGCGAGGAAAUGGUACUAACUGCAUUCGCAUUAUCCCUUACUCUGCUGUUCAGUUUGGAAGUUAUAAUUUCUACAAAAAGUUCGCUGAAUCACCUGACGGUGACAUGUCCGCGGCCAGUCGCCUUGUCUGUGGUGGAAUUGCCGGCAUCACUUCCGUUACGGUCACAUAUCCCCUGGAUAUUGUUCGUACGCGACUCUCCAUCCAAUCAGCUUCUUUUGCCGAACUUGGACAACGGGAUAUGUCUCAAAAGCUGCCUGGUAUGUUCACCACUAUGGUUGCGAUAUACAAAAAUGAAGGCGGCAUGAUCGCGCUCUAUCGAGGCAUCGUCCCAACUGUUGCCGGUGUGGCCCCAUAUGUUGGGCUGAAUUUCAUGACAUAUGAAUCUGUGCGCCAGUACUUGACACCAGAUGGCGAACAGAAUCCUAGUCCAUAUCGGAAGCUCUUGGCAGGUGCCAUUUCCGGAGCCGUGGCUCAAACCUGCACAUAUCCCUUUGAUGUUUUGCGUCGACGCUUCCAGAUCAACACUAUGUCCGGCAUGGGGUAUCAGUACUCAUCAAUAUGGGAUGCAGUGCGCGUCAUCGUGGCCAAGGAAGGGCUGCGGGGUCUCUUCAAAGGAAUUGGCCCCAACCUGCUCAAGGUGGCUCCCAGCAUGGCGAGCAGCUGGCUCAGUUUCGAACUUGCCAGGGAUUUCCUACCGAGAGUCGAAGACCAAAAACCUCCUGCAGUUUUCAUACGGGUGCGACAGCAAGCCAACUUCCAGGUGUUCAAUCCCAUUUCAGCAGCCAUGGGUAUCGACUUGGACCGUCACCAUGUGCGCAGCACCCACCGCAAGGCUCCCAAGAGCGACAACGUCUACUUGCAGGUGCUGGUGAAGCUGUACCGCUUCCUGGCUCGCCGCACGGAGUCCAACUUCAACAAGGCUGUUCUCCGCCGUCUUUUCAUGUCGCGCAUCAACCGCCCCCCCGUCUCGCUCUCGCGCAUCGCUGCCAACAUCUCCGAGGCCCAGAAGGGCAAGACCGUUGUUGUGAUCGGUACCGUGACUGACGACAACCGCCUUCUGACCAUCCCCAAGCUGUCGGUUGCUGCCCUACGUUUCACCGCUACUGCCCGUGCCCGCAUUGAGAAGGCUGGUGGUGAGAUCCUGACCCUGGAUCAGCUUGCCCUGCGCGCCCCCACUGGUGCCAACACUCUGCUGCUCCGUGGCCCCAAGAACUCCCGCGAGGCUGUUAAGCACUUCGGCUUCGGUCCCCACUCCCACAAGAAGCCUUACGUCGCCAGCAAGGGCCGGAAGUUUGAGCGUGCUCGCGGUCGCAGACGCUCGCGUGGUUUCAAGGUCUAA
This is a messenger RNA of Penicillium argentinense, 1683 nucleotides long. RefSeq names its product Mitochondrial carrier protein. The transcript has 9 exons. Gene Ontology annotation, biological process: transmembrane transport; translation. Bases 1 to 1683 code for a protein of 560 amino acids. Gene Ontology annotation, molecular function: structural constituent of ribosome. Gene Ontology annotation, cellular component: ribosome. The record is from RefSeq and is a predicted model, not a curated record. NCBI's taxonomy places the organism in Eukaryota, Fungi, Ascomycota, Eurotiomycetes, Eurotiales, Aspergillaceae.